Anarrhichthys ocellatus (wolf-eel) is the source of this 3341-nucleotide messenger RNA. RefSeq names its product inositol 1,4,5-trisphosphate receptor type 3-like. Gene Ontology annotation, cellular component: membrane. Gene Ontology annotation, molecular function: monoatomic ion channel activity. The transcript is spliced from 15 exons. Gene Ontology annotation, biological process: calcium ion transport; transmembrane transport. The annotation marks the transcript as partial. The record is from RefSeq and is a predicted model, not a curated record. Lineage: Eukaryota; Metazoa; Chordata; Actinopteri; Perciformes; Anarhichadidae.
UAUUGGGAUACGCACGUGUUUACGGUGUUGGUUCUUUGUUCUUCGUCCGCCUGUUGUUUGAUUUGCUGUUUUCUUCCCGGUUGCCAGGACAACGCUUCCAAGCUGCUGUUGGCUCUGAUGGAGAGUCGUCAUGACAGCGAGAACGCAGAGAGGAUCCUGUUCAACCUCCGACCUCGAGAGCUGGUGGAGGUGAUAAAGAAGGCCUACCAACAGGACAGUGAGUGUGAGGAGGGGGAGGUUUCUCCCCGCGAGGUGGGACACAACAUCUACAUCCUGGCUCAGCAGCUGGCCAGACACAACAAGGUCCUUCAGAACCUCCUGAAACCUCAAAAGAACAGUAAAGAGGGAGAGGAGGGAAUCUCCUCCAUGUUGAACAACCUGAACAACCGUCCUCUGUCCCAGAUGUUGAAGUCCUCAGCUCCAGCUGCUGUAGUGGAACAAGACCCACUGGAGUACUACGACCUGCUCACCUCACAGAUAGAGAUCGUGCGUGAUGACCGCAGCAUGGAGCAGAUCGUGUUUCCUGUUCAUCCCAUCUGUGAGUUUCUGACCGAGGAGUCGAAGACCAGAGUGUUCAACACCACGGAGCAGGACGAGCAGGGGUCCAAGGUCACGCACUUCUUCGAACAGACCUCCUUCCUGCACGGAGAGAUGGAGUGGCAGAAGAAGCUGAGGAGUAUGCCGGUGUUGUACUGGUUCUCCGGGAGGAUGUCUUUGUGGGGAACCAUCUCCUUCAACCUCGCCGUCUUCAUCAACCUCAUCAUCGCUUUCUUCUACCCCUACGAUUCAGGACAAGUGGGAGCGAUCGAUGACUCCCUGUUGCUGAUGCUCUUCUGGAUCCUGAUGGGUCUCUCGGUGUUGGGCUUGUUCUCUCAGCGUGGCCUGCAGCCUCUCACCAUCGCUCUGAUCCUCCGCUCCAUCUACCACCUCGGCAUCGGAAACACGCUCAUCCUGCUGGGAUCACUCAACCUGAUCAAUAAGGUGGUGUUUGUGGUGAGCUUUGUGGGAAACAACGGGACCUUUAUUAUGGGAUACAGAGCCAUGGUGAUGGACGUGGAGUUCCUGUACCACCUGGCCUACGUCCUCACCUCCACGCUGGGACUGUUCGUCCAUGAGCUCUUCUACAGCAUCCUGCUGUUCGACCUGAUCUACCGGGAGGAGACUCUGUUUAACGUGAUAAAGAGCGUGACCCGUAACGGCCGCUCCAUCCUGCUGACGGCGCUGCUCGCUCUCAUCCUCGUGUACCUGUUCUCCAUCGUGGGCUUCCUCUGCCUGAAGGAGGACUUCAUCAUGGAGGUCGACCCACUGGCGCAGAUCGCUGCAGCUCCUCAGCAGAGUCCUGAGAGCUCCUCUCAGGAUUUCCUAAAGUCGUGUUCUACAGACGGAGUGAGCUGCACCGCGGAGACGGAUGCCGUCAGCGUCCCCGAGGACAAAGACGAGCCGAGUUCGGAGCGAGCGUGCGACACGCUGCUGAUGUGCAUCGUCACCGUGCUGAACCACGGCCUGAGGAACGGAGGAGGAGUCGGAGACGUUCUACGGAAACCGUCCAAGAACGAGCCCUUGUUUGCGGCCCGUGUGGUUUACGACCUGCUGUUCUACUUCAUCGUCAUCAUCAUUGUCCUCAACCUGAUCUUUGGCGUCAUCAUCGACACGUUUGCCGACCUGAGGAGCGAGAAGCAGAAGAAAGAAGAAGUCCUGAAGACGACGUGUUUCAUCUGCGGUCUGGAGAGAGACAAGUUCGACAACAAGACGGUGUCGUUCGAGGAGCACAUCAAGCUGGAGCACAACAUCUGGAACUACCUGUACUUCAUUGUUCUGGUGCGCGAGAAGAACAAGACGGACUACACGGGACCGGAGAGCUACGUGGCUCACAUGAUCAAAAACAACAACCUGGACUGGUUUCCGCGGAUGCAGGCGAUGUCUCUGGUGGUAACAGACGGAGAUGGGGAGCAGAACGAGAUGAGGAUGUUACAGGACAAACUGGCAGCGACGAUGAAGGUGGUGAUGACGCUGACGACUCAGCUGACUGAGCUGAAAGAGCAGAUGACCGAGCAGAGGAAGAGGAGGCAGAGGAUGGGAUUCGUUGACGUCCAGGCGGGAGCGAGCACCGCGCUGCCUCCGAGCGCCGCGGGAGGAAACCACCAGAUGUACAAAACAUAGAGAGAGACGGAGGAUCUUCAGACGGUUCCACACAAGAUGCGGCUCUGUGAAGAACACAGAGGAGAACAUCCUCAGAUGGUUCUCAUAAAGAAAACACUAGAAUGUAGUUUAAACAUAUGUUUCUCACUAACAACACACCUUCUGUUCGCUUGUACUUUGUAAUAUGUGGAUGUGAGUCAGAUCUGCAUCGUUGAUGGAUAGAGUGACACCAUCACUGUAUAGGAGAGUUGAGUUCGGUUCAUCCUUUGAGUUCAUUUAAAGUGUUAAGACCUGAGCGUGCACAAUAAAGACACUUUGUUCAAAAACAUCUGUUGUUUCAGAUCAGAAAAGUGCUGAAAAUAUGCAAUUAUGUUACAACACAUUAUUUUGAUACUUACAAAUUACCAAAAAUCUGCACCAAUAUUGAGCUAGAUGCUCAAACUUGCAGUUGAAAUAUUACAGAAAGAGAAGUGUGAGAAGAAGAAAGUUCUGAUCUAAAUAGUUUUCUCUCCUCAGAACAGGUGGAACGUUGUAGUUGUGAUACUAAUCUGAACCACUAGAGGCUGAAGUGCACAACCCCCCCACGCUCUAAAGGACUAAACCAUUCAUGUUCACCUCCAGGAGAGUUCUAUAUUAUCUGAGUCCUCUUCACGUCAUAGGUUAGUGCUCUUCAGCCUCUAGUGGCCCAACUGACUAUUACAACACCAACACUUUAGACUCCGCCCACAAGAUGGAGCACCAGAUACACCAAACCCCAAAACUGGCUAAACAAACUUUUUUAUAUCUAUAAAUAGGAUUGAAGGAUCCCAGACCUGCUGGUGGGAGGGAUGAAUAUUCAGUGUCACAGAACAAUGUGAAAAACUCAAUUUCAUCAUUUUAAGGAAAUGUAAACGGAGACGCAGCGUUUGUUUGCCGAUGACAGAAACAUCUAUUUCAGUAAUAUCUUUGUUUUACACUUAAAGUGAGUUGAACCCAGUUAAGUUUUUUUAAAAUUGUAAAUCUGGGGUAUUGUGGUUCUAAAGUGAUCUUUAUUAUUAUGGUUUAUAGUGAUGUAUUUAUGUGUUAACACUGUAACUAGCUCAGUACGGACACUGGAUCAUAAAUACUACUUUAUCUCUUCAGCAUCAACAGACGGGUUCACACUGAGUGGAGGAGGAGGACCGUGUGAUGAAGACAUCUUCAUAAAUAAAGUGUUCACUGAA